AGGAGAAAUCAACGAAACGAAGGGGAACAACAACAAUAUAUAUUUCUAGUUCCAACGUCAAUAAAUAAAAUCACGAAUUUCGCUCUAAUUAAGAAAUUAAAAUGGGUUUGUGCAAAUGUCCUAAACGAGUUGUCAGCAAUCUGUUCUGUUUUAGUCAUCGUGUUACUGUGUGUGAGUCCUGUUUAGUGCUAAAUCAUAGAAAGUGUGUCAUACAGUCAUACUUGCAAUGGCUUAAAGAUUCCGACUACGAUUCAUCAUGUUCCUUAUGUGGAACAGACUUAGAAAGCGACGACUGUAUUAGAUUAAUUUGCUACGAUUUGUUUCAUAAAAAGUGUCUAGAAGAAAGACAGUCAGCACUUCCGUCAACUACAGCAGCGAGUGGUCAUCAAUGUCCAAAAUGUGAUGCUUGCAUUUUCCCAUCAUCAAAUUUAGUUUCACCAGUUGCUGAUGCCUUGAGAAUUUGGCUGUCACAAGUCAAUUUUGGAAGGAACGAGAUGAAUCUGCCAAUGUUUAGCGAAGAAAAGGAAUUCAAGUCAGCUUCACGUGAUGAUUUAAUAAGAAGUAAUGGAACAUCAAGCAAUAAUCUAAGUUCAUCAGUCAUGAACAGUAAAGUCAAUAUUGAGCAGACACAAUAUCAUAGAACUAAUGUCCCAGAGAAAGUAUUUCGUCCAGAAAGUCCACAUUCAGUUUUAAAUAUAGAGUCUAGGCCUUUAUUAAGAAGUGGUAUAGAUGGAAGGAAUUCAGAUCGUGAUGACAAUAAAUACAAACGAAAGACUCCACAGGAAAUAUUUUCGAGAUGGUCUAGGCAAUUCUAUGCUCCAUCAGCACGACCACCUUGGCGCAAGAAGUGGUUCUUAGGAUUAAUUGCAUUCUUACUAUUUAUAUUAAUUAUCUAUGUAAUGUAUCACUUUGGACGGUCCGAGAGUGACGAGCUUGAUAAUUUUCACUACGAAGAAUAAAGCAUUUUUAUUAAAUGAAAUAUUUUAUGAUUAAAUCAUUCCUUUUAAUUCAAAAAAGUAUGUUUUUCAAACAUUAUAAAUAAAACUAUUAAUAUAAUAAAUAAAUAAUUCAAUUGGUAUUUAUAUUAUUCUUGAAAAACUAAAGCACAAUGGGCAAUUUUUACUUUAGUGGACUGUAUUUAAUGCAAUGUCAAUGACAAAGUUUUAAUAAUCGAAUCAAUUUCAACAAAUUCUUAAAGAUAACUUAGAUCAUCAUUCUUGAUUGAUGAACUGAUCAAAUAACAUUCAACAUUUGUUAAUGAAGUCAAUAUAAGAUUUUGGAAGAAUCUCGCGAUUUUCAAUAGUUGGAGGAGGUAUCCAAUUUGUGGAUUUAACUUGUGAAUCAAUUUGAGAAUUCAUUUCAUCUAAUUCUUGAUAAAAGCCUCUUUUAAUGAAACUAUAGACAAAUACUUCUUUAAAAUUCACAACAUUUAUCAUUUCAUCUCUCACUUUAUUCAAGAAGUUUCGUAGAUAAACAUAGCAUUGAUUUAAGUCGUAUCCUUUUUGUUCUUUUCCUUUAUCUUCCAGCUCUUUUAGAUCAUGAAUUAUUAUGUUUUUUACAAUUGCAUUUUCAUCACGUCUUCCUUCAUAUAUUUUGUCAAUUAUACCAGAAACAUGAGACUGAAUCAACCAUGCAAAAUGCGUAUUAUCUCGAAAUUGUUGUUUGUCAAUUCGUGUUUUCAGUUCAACAAUUGUUGCAUCUUUAAGAUCAUUGAAAUCUUCAACAAGAGUAUUACUUUCAAUUCCGUCACAUUCAACGUUAAAGAGGAUCUUAACGUCAUCAACAAUUCUUUCAAUCACAACACAAAAUUCUUUGCCUUCAGUUUCGCCUGGUUCACUAUCAGGGUUAGAAGUUAAUAGCCGUUUUUCAAAUUCAUGUCCAAAAUUUUGAAAUUGUGCAUCGUCAUAUUCUAACGCUAUAUAAAUAGUACCUUUCAGUUUCAAGGUAUACAUUUUAAAGUUAGCAGGAAAAUAUUUAAACUCCAUAAUUUUCUUUAGCACUCCUCGUGUGCAUACAAAAUCUGCAGCAAUUGGUUUUGUUUCACUUUUUACUUUUUCGUAAUUCUCCUCAAUAAAUUUGAUCAUUUGAUUUAAACGAUUCAGAAAACUUUGACCGCAAGAUUUCUUUUGUAUUGAACUUUCAUUUAAGUUGAAAUCAAUUAUCUUUGGAAGCUUUAAAUAUUUCAACGAGCUCAUGUCAUUUUUGUAUUCAUCUUUAUCCAUUGAAUAGAUUCCAACCCACGAAACUUCCAGCUUGUUUGCAUUUGCAUUCUUCAAACUGAUUGCUGUACGCUCAAUACUUCUCGGUCUUUUAGUUUCUUCACUUAUCUCAACCUCGUCUUGAUUUCUUUUAGGAAUUAGUUUAGACAUUUUUAAAAUUGAAACCAAUGUUAUCGAAGCAAAAGUUCAAAUUCAACUGGAUUUUGUCUUUACUUUCAAUCAUUAUUUAUAUAUUAAUUGGUCUUUAAAUAAAUAUUACACAAGAAAUUUAGUAUUUCCGUCCAAAAAUUAUUACAACUCAACAUUUUACAAAGAUUGGAGCGCAAUUUUCCUAUUAAAAAUAUUUUAUUUCAGAUCAAGCAAUGUGAUCUAGAGUUCAAGUAGUAAGGAUUCGCCAAACCACUGUAUUCAACUAGGUUAAGGUUUUAUAAUUUUAAAAACAACAUUUUAGAAAUUCUUUGAAACUAUUAAAUACAAACCAAUUACCACAAGCAGCCAGACAAAAUGUAAGCAAUAGAAUUAUUUUUCCACAGAUAAUAUUAAUCAUUAAUAAGCUUAUCAAAUCUGCUUUAUUAAAGUUUUAUCAAAACAAUUAAAAAA
Chironomus riparius is the source of this 2819-nucleotide messenger RNA. NCBI's taxonomy places the organism in Eukaryota, Metazoa, Arthropoda, Insecta, Diptera, Chironomidae. The record is from the annotation of a GenBank genome assembly.